CGCCUUUUUGUCUGACGCUACGGUGCAUUAUUGGUUAUUGGAGAUUUGUCUCUUGGAUCGAGGAGGGGAAGAUUCUAGAAAAUAAGGCCUGGUCGCCAUCUUGUUCAGUUGAAGUUCAGAGGAACCGUCGCUUGAGCAGGCUACAGUGUGUGAGCACAAAUCAAACAUGGCUUCGGAUGACUUUGAUAUUGUGAUAGAAGCAAUGCUGGAAGCUCCUUAUAAGAACAAGGAGAAGGAGGAGGAAAGCCAAGACAAGGAGACAAAAAAAGAUGUAGACCGCAGCAGCAGCAGCCGCCAUGGGAGCAGAGGCCACAGCAGUAGUAGGAAGAGAAGCCACAGCCGAAGCCGCGAUCGGCGUAGAAGCCGAAGUCGCAGUAGGGAUCGUCACAGGCAUCGAAGCAGUAGGGAGAGGCCCCGAAGUCGAGAACGACGACACAGGAGCCGCAGCAGGAGCCGGGGGAGACGCUACAGCUCCCGAAGCCAUGACCGGCGCAGAGAAGAGCGAUCCAGGCAUCGUAGCCCUGGACGUCACUUUACCCGCAGCAAGAGCCGCAGUCCCAGACACCGGGAGAAAAGCCCUCUUAGGGAACCUGAAAACACAUUGACCCCAGAGGAGCGUGAUGCUCGGACUGUAUUCUGUAUGCAGCUAGCUGCACGCAUCCGUCCACGAGACCUUGAAGACUUCUUUUCCGCGGUUGGCAAGGUGCGUGAUGUGAGGAUCAUUUCAGACCGAAACUCCCGUCGAUCUAAGGGCAUUGCAUACGUUGAGUUCUGUGACAUACAGUCUGUGCCGCUAGCCAUCGGACUCACUGGUCAGAGGCUACUUGGCGUGCCUAUCAUUGUGCAGGCCUCACAGGCAGAGAAGAACCGUUUGGCAGCCAUGGCAAAUAACCUACAAAAGGGGAAUUCUGGGCCUAUGAGAUUGUACGUUGGCUCGCUACACUUUAACAUCACAGAAGACAUGUUACGAGGAAUCUUUGAGCCUUUUGGAAAGAUUGAGAAUAUUCAGCUCCUGAAGGAGCCAGAUACUGGAAGAUCUAAAGGUUUUGGCUUCAUAACGUUUGCAGAUGCAGAAUGUGCACGCCGUGCGCUGGAACAACUGAAUGGGUUUGAGCUUGCAGGGCGGCCUAUGAAGGUUGGCCGUGUGACUGAUCGUGUUGAUGGCGGUAAUGAUAUAUCCGUUUUGGACAGUGAUGAACUUGAACGCAGUGGUGUUGAUCUUGGAGCUACAGGUCGUUUGCAGCUCAUGGCUAAGCUGGCCGAAGGAACCGGCCUGCAGAUGCCUUUUGCUGCUCAGGCAGCUCUACAGCUAAAUGGAGCCAUUCCCCUGACUGCCCUAAGUCCGGCACUUUCUGCCCUGAGUCCAGCUCUCAAUCUAGCAACACAGUCCAUCUCCUCUCAGUGCUUCGAACUUUCGCACCUCUUCAACCCCCAGACCAUGUAAUCAAAGAAGUUGCAUUCCAGAUUCUACUGCAGGACAGCAGUACAAGCCCAGAAUUUCUCCUGAUGGAUGCUGGUUCCCUGCCAAACCAGCCAUGCCCGAUUCACUGAACAACUCAAGGAUAGACUUGUGAGAUCGAUGUAACCACUGAGAACUGAGCAGCCUUUUUGUAAAUAAGUUUUCCUACUACCCCAGGUUCCUGCGGCCGAUAACGCCUGUAUUCAUCAGUCACCCUCACCUAGAGGUUUUCAUUAUACUCUUUGACCCUUUCUUACCUAUGUACAGUCUGUCUCAACUUUGCACUAUGAUUCUGUUCUUCUGGAAGAUCUAUGAUCUGUAGAACUUGUAAAUACUGCUUGAUUUAGGUGGAUGUUGAUACUUGUGAUGGUAACCUACACGAGCACUGCAUACGUUUUGGAAGGUAUGUGUAAGGAAAGAUCGUCAUUCCAAAAAUCCUGGAUUUGUAAGACAGCCACAUGGUUGUGUUAAUGUUUAAAUCACCAACAUAUUUAAUCGGUAUCUUCCUCCA
Molecule: messenger RNA, 1970 nt
Organism: Spea bombifrons (plains spadefoot toad)
Lineage: Eukaryota; Metazoa; Chordata; Amphibia; Anura; Pelobatidae
Gene: RBM23
Product: RNA binding motif protein 23
Exons: 14
Coding region: 167-1444 (425 amino acids)
Biological process (GO): mRNA processing
Cellular component (GO): nucleus
Molecular function (GO): RNA binding
Source: RefSeq, a predicted model, not a curated record